AUGGUGAAGAUGGGCUUUUUCAUCCGAAGUCUCCAUCGACAGUUGGAGCAUCUACAUGAAGAACAGGCCAAACUAUUCGAUAAAAAAUUCAUCGUUUAUCGUGGACAAGGUCUCAGUUCAGAUGAUUUUCAGCAACUAUUCGAUACAAAAGGUGGCCUCCUGUCAUUCAAUAAUUUUUUAUCAACAAGCACCAAACGUAAAGUUGCAAUGGAUUUUGCUAAUGAAGCACUAAGAAAAUCUCUCGAAAACAUCGCUGUUAUAUUUAUUAUGACAAUUGAACCAGAUGCAGUAUCAAAUGAAAAUACACCAUAUGCAUAUAUUGAAGAAUAUUCUGCAGUGAAAACUGAACAAGAAAUAUUAUUCUCAAUGCAUACCGUGUUUCGCGUUGUUGACAUCGAACAAACCGCAGCAAACAAAGGACGUCUAUGGGAAGUACAAUUAAAUCUUACAGCUGACAACGACGAACAACUCGUGAAUCUAACUGCAACAAUCAAUGACGAGAUCGGUGGUAGUGGAUGGUCUCGGAUGGGUCACCUUAUGCUGAAAGUCGGUGAUUUCAAUCAAGCUGAAGAACUCUACAACGAGUUACUUAAGAACUCUUCCAGUGACAAUGAAAGCCAACAUAUCUACCAUAAGCUUGGAUUGUUGGAAAAUAAUCAAGGAAAAUAUCAAGAAGCAGUCUCGUUUUAUGAACAAUCACUUAAAAUUCAACGGAAAACUCUUCCGGAAGAUCAUUCAUCAUUAGCUUCUACCUACCAUAUGAUUGGCCAAGUAUAUAAUAACAUGGGGGACUACUCAAAAGCACUUGAAUAUUACGAGAAAGCACAUAAAAUAUUCGAAAAAGCUCUGCCUCACAAUCAUCCCGAUUUGGCUACUUCCUACAUUAACAUUGGCCAAGUGUAUAAAAACAUGGGUGACUACUCGAAAGCACUUGAAUAUUACGAGAGAGCACAUAAAAUAUACGAAAAAGCUCUGCCUCCCUCUCAUCCCGAUUUGGCUUCGUCUUUCUCCUUUAUUGGUGGAGUCUAUAGCAACAUGGGUGACUACUCGAAAGCACUUGAAUAUUACGAGAAAGGACUUAAAAUAUUCGAAAAAGCUCUGCCUCCAAACCAUCCCUCAUUGGCUACGUCUUUCUCCUGUAUUGGUGGAGUCUAUAGCAACAUGGGCGACUAA
Molecule: messenger RNA, 1173 nt
Organism: Rotaria sp. Silwood2
Lineage: Eukaryota; Metazoa; Rotifera; Eurotatoria; Philodinida; Philodinidae
Source: the annotation of a GenBank genome assembly